GGAAAGAGUCCCAUUCUCUCCGCUAGGAAGCUUUCCUUCACACCGAACCUGAACACGAAGACCGAGAAUAACGAGAACACCUCCUCCGCCAGCAGCUCUAGCGGCGGUGCAGAGACGACCAGUGCUGACAGCAACCAACUUAACGUCAACAGGAACCAACCCCGGUCCGGGUCCUUCUUAGACGCGAAUUGGCGCACUGUAUGAUGAUUUGCAAAUAUGUCUGGGUCUGGAAGAUCCUAAACUUGUGAUGCUGUCUCUGGAUUCUAAACAAAAUUGUGUAGCAUGACCAGCAAGAUGAGGGCUCCAGUUUGAUGUCCUACGCGGAGAGGGCAUUUCUCAUGCGGUAGAGGCAUCGCAUAGCCGUCUGAAAAUCUGUGAUGCUAGGACAUGCAUCACAGACAUCAUGGGUCAUGCAAAAUGUGCAUGUUGACAAACCUGGCAAUCUUCCAGACACAGACAUAUUUGUAGUUGACACACUGCCACGGAUCACAAGAGUUUUCAGG
Messenger RNA from Amoebophrya sp. A120, 503 nucleotides. NCBI's taxonomy places the organism in Eukaryota, Dinophyceae, Syndiniales, Amoebophryaceae. The record is from the annotation of a GenBank genome assembly.